UAAAAGCGGCGUUGUGGUGACGUCACAGGCUCGUCCCCACUCUACACACGUACACACGUCUUGGUCGUGUUGGCCACAUUCAGCCAACGAAAUCACACGCUUGCUCUUAACGUCAACUGGAUGCAAGUGCGAUGAUUUCCACACACAUUGGACGUUUGUUUGUGGUCCGAAGGCGACAAAGGGACAAGGAGAAGCUUCAGCACGCUUGACGACAUCCAUAAUGGGCGACUGUGUAAACUGCAUCAGACGUCUCUUAAUGAUCUGCAGCUCCCUCAUGGCUCUGCUGGGUAUUUUGCUCAUAGUAGUGACAGUGUGGAUCUUUUUGGAAAAUGAUGAAAUUGGAAAAGUCGUGAUGGUCAACUCCACGGUGAGAUCUUCCGUCAGCUGCGGCCUGUUCCUGGGUAUCGUGCUCUUCCUUGUGGGCCUCGUGGGAUGCUUUGGGGCCCUCCGUCAAAAGCAGUUUCUUCUCAGCCUGUUCUUCAUGUCCAUCAUCAUGAUCUACAUAAUGCAGCUGCUUGGUCUCCUCUUGUUCUUCCUACACCGUACCAAACUCCAAAAGGAGGCCUUCAAAGCACAAAUGUAUGCAGCAUAUAGUGGGGCCAGUAGUGAAGCCAGUAGUGCAGAGGAAAAUCCAGCCGCACAGAAGACUUCAGAUUCCGAUUCAAAUCCUACUCCUCUAAGUCAUUGGGAUGGCUUGAUGCUGGCCUUUAAGUGCUGUGGAGUGUUCGGCCCGGAGGAUGUUAAAACCGGCAACCUCUCCGAAGUCCCCAAACAAUGCUGCGAAGAGCUGGCCGACGAUGUGAAAACAAACUGCCAGGACGGCAACCUCGUUGACAUCGUAUUCCCUUCCACGAUAGUGGGUUGUUAUGACAAAGUCCUUUCUGACUAUGAAGCAUACCCCUAUUGGAUUGGAGCCAUGGUCAUUUUGCUGCUCACCAUUGAGGUCUCUGCCAUGUGCCUUGCCGUGAUGCUCUACAGAGAACUCUAGCCAUCUGCAAAGUUUUUCCAGGGGAAAAAAGGAAAUCCAGCAGAAAGACGAUCAUCAACUCUGGUUUUUGUUUCUUUCGGCUUUUUCCUGAUUGAAAUUUAAUUGAAUAAUUGGUUGGGGAAAACAUGAAAUUCUUUAGUUCACAGUUGGACUUUUGAGGUGAGUUCGGACUUUGGAGGUAGUGGGUAACAAGGCAAGACAUAAAAAUGACGAGUGAAUGGGCAAGGUGGUGUAGAUUGGGCAUACCCUGUAAAGUCGACGUGAGGUGAGGACCAGAUGAAGCCCAAGAAGACACUACACUAACUUUUGGAUUUCAAGUCAAAUUUGCUUACCAGUUCUAGAUGUUUAAUGUAUGUUUUAGCUGUUACCCAUUCCCUUUGUUACUGUAUAUGUUAAAUUAUCAUUUCCCUAUAAUGUACAUUGUAUUUCAGGCACUUUUUUAUGAUGUGUAUAGCGAGGUGAAUGUCAAAGCUAAUAGCUCAUUUUAUUUUCUGUUCAUAUGUUAGAACUUAAUGCGGUCCAGAUGCGACUUACAUGGGCCGCUUACCGGUUUGGAGGUAUGCCACGGUCCGGGCCAGCUCUACACCGGUGUGUCAUGGUUCAUUUGCAUACUAUCAAUAAUUGGAUGUUUACACAAACCAGACCGUGAAGGAAACCCUGUUCAUAAAAUAAAAUGUCUUGGCUCAUGAUGUACAUUCGGCCUAUGAAAAUAUCCCAGUUUGAAAGUGGAGGUCCAUGCGUCCUGGCAAUUGCUUAGCAACAGUUGCUACAACAAUCACAUGACCCAACUAUUGUGGGUCGCCGCAAGCAAAUGAAACUAAUGGAUGGAUACCGCUUUAUCUAGACUUCAACCAUAGCCAUACUGAGGACAAAAAUGGAGCGGUGGGUGCAGUGAAGUAUGCUGGCCACACCCCAUUGCCCUGCCUUUAAGCCGAGAUCCCAAUCGGACCUGGCCUGUUUUUGUUUUUGCUUGGGUAGACCGUAUCACUCUGCUGUGGCUUCACUGGUAAAGCCAAAGUACUGUACGUGGUGCGUACCGACCACCUAAAAUCCAUACUGGAAACAUGUUGGUUCAGCACAUGUCUUCUGCAUCAACUACCCUCAUGUCCUUCACUACAUCCAUAAACCUCUUUGGUCUUCCUCUACGCCUCCUACCUGGCAGCAACCUACCAAUAUAUUCACUAUCUCCUCUGGACAUGUCCCAACCAUCUCAGUCUGGCCUCUCAACGUAAUGUCCCUCUGAUGGAAUCCUGAUCCUAUCCAUCCUGGUCACUCCCAAUGAGAACCUCAGCAUCCUCAUCUAGAGCAGGGGUCUCAAACUCAAUUAACCUGGGUGCCACUGGAGCUAGGGUCUG
Doryrhamphus excisus (bluestripe pipefish) is the source of this 2343-nucleotide messenger RNA. Its product is annotated as tetraspanin-18-like. NCBI's taxonomy places the organism in Eukaryota, Metazoa, Chordata, Actinopteri, Syngnathiformes, Syngnathidae. Gene Ontology annotation, cellular component: membrane. The record is from RefSeq and is a predicted model, not a curated record.